Astyanax mexicanus (Mexican tetra) is the source of this 1928-nucleotide messenger RNA. RefSeq names its product MAPK activated protein kinase 3 (gene mapkapk3). Gene Ontology annotation, cellular component: cytoplasm; nucleus. Gene Ontology annotation, molecular function: calcium/calmodulin-dependent protein kinase activity; mitogen-activated protein kinase binding; calmodulin binding. NCBI's taxonomy places the organism in Eukaryota, Metazoa, Chordata, Actinopteri, Characiformes, Acestrorhamphidae. The coding region runs from base 336 to 1559 and encodes 407 amino acids. The transcript is spliced from 10 exons. Gene Ontology annotation, biological process: peptidyl-serine phosphorylation; toll-like receptor signaling pathway; response to cytokine. The record is from RefSeq and is a predicted model, not a curated record.
UAGGAGCGCGCUAGUUGGUCAGUGGUGGGAUGGUGAAGGCAGAAGGGACAGGACUGGGGCAGAAAGAUGAGCGUGGCGGAAAGCGCACGCAGCUUUCUACUGAACAGCUCGCGGAGUUUUACAUGGGGAUAAACUGAGGGGGAAAGCGAGGGCGGAUCUGAGUCAUUUUAGAGUUUAAAUGACUGUGUUUUAAUGACUUUUUAACCUUAAUGCCAAACAGGAUUUUUUUCUUGCCUAAUGAAACGGAUUUUUAAUGAAAUAAACUUUUUUAUCUGCUAGUUUUCAUGUUUAGUCAGUGUUGUGCUCUGAUUUACUGACUGACUGAUCCGGGGAUCAUGCUUCAGAAUGGGAAGCCUAAAGAGGAGCAGAAGCCGGAGCCGGAACCGGAGCCUGAGCUCCAGAGCGAGGCGGACUCCGCUCAGAGCGAAGCCGCCAAACCGGCCGCGGACAGCGGCUCCACUCUUUUCCCCAUGCCGGUGGCCUCCGCCGGAUACCCCAAACUAGAAAUCAAGCGCAACGCGGUGACGGACGACUACAAAGUCUCGAGCCAGGUGCUGGGUUUGGGCAUCAACGGCAAAGUGCUGGAGUGUUUCAACAAGAAGACUGGAGAGAAGUGCGCUCUGAAGAUCCUGUACGACAGCCCGAAGGCCCGGCGCGAGGUGGAGCUGCACUGGCGGGUUUCAGGAGGGCCGUAUAUAGUGCGCAUCCUCAGCCUCUACGAAAACAUGUACCAUGGAAAAAAGUGUCUGCUCAUUAUCAUGGAAUGUAUGGAAGGAGGAGAACUCUUUAGUAGAAUUCAGGCAAGAGGUGACCAAGCCUUUACAGAAAGAGAGGGUUCUGAGAUCAUGCGGGACAUCGGCACAGCCAUUCAGUAUCUACACAACAUGAACAUCGCACACAGAGACAUCAAGCCAGAGAACCUGCUGUACAACAGUAAAGAUUCCAACGGCGUCCUCAAACUGACAGAUUUUGGCUUUGCUAAGGAAACGUCGUUGCACAAUCCUCUGCAGACGCCCUGCUACACUCCAUAUUACGUCGCCCCUGAAGUUCUGGGCCCUGAGAAGUACGACAUGUCGUGUGAUAUGUGGUCUCUGGGUGUGAUUAUGUACAUCCUGCUGUGCGGUUUCCCACCGUUUUACUCAAACACGGGCCAGGCCAUUUCUCCUGGAAUGAAGCGGCGGAUCCGAAUGGGCCAGUACGAGUUCCCAAACCCGGAGUGGGCUGAGGUGUCUGAAGAGGCCAAACAGUUGAUUAACCAGCUUCUGAAGACUGACCCUAAUGAGAGGAUGACCAUAACACAGUUCAUGAACCACCCCUGGAUCAAUCAAUCUAUGGUGGUCCCUCCAACCCCCCUGCACACCACGAGGGUCCUCACUGAGGAUAAAGAGAUGUGGGAUGAAGUGAAGGAGGAGAUGACAAGUGCUCUGGCCACCAUGCGUGUGGACUACGACCAGGUGAAGAUCAAGGACCUGGACACGUCCAGCAAUCCGCUGCUCAAUAAGAGACGGAAGAAAGCGGCGGCGGCCGGAGGGAAGAGCACGGUCUGUAACAGCCAGUGAGGAGCGCCGGAGCGGCGCAGAGACAACAGCUGAUUAAGGAUGGAUGGAUUAAUGAAUUAGUCAGAAGUAAAGAAGACAGAAAUGGAAAAUGAGGGAAAAUGCAGGAACAGAAUGAAGGACAGAUGGACGGAAGGACGGACGGACAGAUGAGUGAAGAAGGAGAAGUGAUGUGUGUAUCAGUGUGGAGGGGGACGCUGGUGUAAAGUUGCUGAGGGGGCACAGCAGCUGCGGCGGCUCCACCGGCUGCACUGAUCACUAGUGUUAGGACACACAGGAGCUCAGUGUGUGUGUGGUAGGGCUGCACGGUAAUGACGAAUAGAAUAUUGUGAUUUCAAUACAUCUUGCAAUAAUAAAAAACACACAGUUAAA